UUGACGCGCGAGCCUCUUUGAUGCUUGAACGAAGCAAUGGCAUGAUUUAUUUCUGUUAUUAGUACGAUAAAGUGGAGAGAAGCACAAUGAGCGCUGGUGAUCAUUUCCGUGGAAGCUCAAACUAUUUCCAGAGCAGUCUGGUCGUUUUUUGGGUUGAUUCAGUUGCCACUUGUUUUUCUCGUGACGCAAACAAACUUUGUGUCUCCGUGGGUCUCACCUUGCUUUCUGCGCUGCUCUUGCUGCUGUCAUGUCUUCUGGUCGUGAAUCACAAGCGCAAUUUUCGGGGAGAAAAUGCGAGAGAAAACAUAAUUGUUUUCUACUGCUUCCUCGGUAACCUGUGCAGCACAGUAGGAGCCAUUCUGUCCAGACAGCUGCAUAUUCAGAUUUUUAUGGGCGCUUUCGCUGCUGCUGUGGAUGCACUGAAUUGUAUUUUUUGCUGCUGUCCAGUGAUUCUGUGCUGGAACUCCAAACCAGAAAGAAGGCUGCGGAUGUUGAAGAGGCGGAGAAGACAGCAUCUGCUGGCAGUGUGUGUGCUGAUGGUGGUUGCGGGAGGUUUUCUGAAGUCCAGGGUCACCCACUCUCCUGCAUUUGGGCCUGCCUUAGGGAGGACACUGCUGCAGGACCCUUUCCAAGCCUCCAGCUGGAGUCCGUCAAUGGACUACACAGAAAUCCUGGGAUACAUACUUGGGCUGCUGUCCUUCGUCAUCGUCUUUACCUCCAAGUUCCCUGCUCUCUGCAGAGCAUGCAGAGGACAGAUGCUAAGCCAGGUCUGUAUCAUUUCUGGACUUUUGUGCUCACUGGCUGGUGGCCUGUACACGGCUGCCAUACUCCUGUAUGACACUCAGUUUGGGUAUCUUAUGAGAGUCAUGCCGUGGCUUCUGUCAUCAAUAGGCUGUGCCACCCUGGAGCUUCUUAUUUUAGUCAUCUAUUGGGCCAAGAAGCAAAGCAGGCAGCAGUCUGUGAGGGUAUCUCCAGACACAGAGAGACUUUUAUGUGGCAUCCCUGCAGAGGAUAACGCUGUCAUAAAAAGACAGAGAAAAACACAAAUACCUUCAUCAGCACAACCAAAAGACAGAAAUGUACGGAAAUUGACUGAGAUGGGCUGUUAUAUGGAUGUCAGCGGUCAACCUCAACAAAAAAUGAUCCGUGAGGAGGUGAGAUUGUCUAAGAAGGAGGUGGAGAAUUCACCGCUCAGAGUCAAAAGCCUUUGCUCCACAGAUACGUCCUAUGACUCCUCAACAGCCAGCUCUGAUCUGGAGUGGGAUUUUGAAGCUGUGAAUGCAAAGUGGAGUCAUCCAACAGCAAAACAACAAGAGGGGAAUGAGUUUCCGCUACAAGAGUGGCUAACAAACACCAAACCUUGUUCCAUGUCUGCACUCCCACAGAAGACUGAGUGUGAAUCUACUCUAAGCUUAGCUAAAUGAGUUCUUAUUCACACACACGGUGGAUUCAUUUGAGAUUGAAUAAAAAGUGCAAACAUUG
Messenger RNA from Mugil cephalus (flathead mullet), 1482 nucleotides. RefSeq names its product transmembrane protein 44 (gene tmem44). The record is from RefSeq and is a predicted model, not a curated record. NCBI's taxonomy places the organism in Eukaryota, Metazoa, Chordata, Actinopteri, Mugiliformes, Mugilidae. The transcript has 10 exons. The coding region runs from base 87 to 1424 and encodes 445 amino acids.